AUCACCCGAUCUCCUCGCUAUUACAACCUGCCGCAUUCUUCCCAUCGAUAGCUACAAUAUACCAAGCUUACGCAAGACUGUAUCUCAUCCUUUUUCAACCCUGAGAUGGUGUCAAUGCACUGGGGGGGUCACAAGCUUAAAUAUAGAACCAAACGAAAACGAACGAUGAUCUAUUUCCAGAUGAUCCCGUCCGCAGCAGCCUCGUCUCUACAAGCUUUCGUUCUCCCUUCCAGUAUCUGCCCAUGUAUCCCCAUGAAACCAUUUUUUGUUGUUCCCUGUCAUCCCAAUAAAGUAGCCUCCCAUAGUUCAUGUAUUACAAUAAUGAUAUCAUGCUGUCAUUCCAAACGCUCAGGAUGGCGUGUUCAACAACCAAGGCGACAAAACGAAGCCCAGCGGGGUUUUCGGAGUUUCAGAAUGCGACACCAAACUGUAACCAUGACUUUCAGCACACACCAUCAUUAAAGUAUCACGACGUUUUUAUUUUCGGGUGAUUUCUUGUCUUUUUUUUUUCACACUUCUUCACUUUUUUCUUUUUGAACUGCACCAUGACGGAAUACCAAGUCAAGCUUGACAAAGGUGUCGUUCCUACUAAAGACACCAAAAUUAUCUUGGCCAACACCAUUAAAGUACCUCCGAUUGGUAUGUGCUGCUUUUAAG
This is a messenger RNA of Radiomyces spectabilis, 657 nucleotides long. RefSeq lists its product as uncharacterized. The record is from RefSeq and is a predicted model, not a curated record. Lineage: Eukaryota; Fungi; Mucoromycota; Mucoromycetes; Mucorales; Radiomycetaceae. The transcript has a single exon. The coding region runs from base 106 to 462 and encodes 118 amino acids.